UUUUUGUUGUUAUGUAUGUGUCUUCUCCGUGUUUACAUAUAUGAAUAUAGAUACGUAUGUAUUUCUUUCUUUCUUUACAGUAAGCUGGGUGAAUACCAAAGAGAACACGAGGACGCAGCCGCGGAUAUGUCCGCCUACGUCUCAAAUCCAAUAAACGCUUACCUGCUGACAAAACGACUGACCACCGACUGGCGACAAGUGGAGAAUUUAAUGGCGCACGAUGUAGGCGUCGAGUUUCUGAACAACAUCACGAAUUACCGCCACAUACUGAAAUUCCCAUCCGAUGAAGAUUUGAAUGGAGCUGCAGUAGCGUUGAUGCGGCUGCAGGACACCUACAAACUGGACACAUCGAGUGUGGCGCGUGGCAUGCUUAAUGGCAUACAAUACAGCACGGCAAUGUCUUCAGAUGACUGCUUUGAGUUGGGACGCCAAUCGUACGUCAAUCAUGACUACUAUCACACCGUACUCUGGAUGAGUGAGGCAAUGACUCGACUCCAAGAGGAACCUCAGAAUCAAACUCAAACCUUUACGCGGGCCGAUAUUUUGGAAUACCUCGCAUUUUCCACAUAUAAACAAGGCAACGUGGAAAGAGCGCUUACGAUGACUAAUGAACUAUUAGAACUAACACCCGACCAUGAACGCGCCAGAGGCAAUAAGGUAUUUUACGAAAAGGAGAUAGCUGAACUCCAAGCUGAACGCAAAGUCAAAGGUGACGAUGGUAGCGAGAGUACACCUGUCUCUGAUUUGCCGAUUGCCAAGGGUGAUCCCAGUGAUUAUACCUUUAGCGAACGCAAAGCAUACGAAAUGCUUUGUCGUGGUGAAUUGAAGCUGACCCCAGCGGAUUUGCGACCACUCCGAUGCCGUUAUGUUAACAAUAAUGUGCCCUUCCUGCGCUUGGCGCCACUCAAACUCGAAGAAGCCUUUUUGGACCCUUAUAUUGUGAUCUACUAUGACGUCAUGCAUGACAAAGAAAUUGAAUUGGUUAAGAAACUGGCGCGUCCUCGAUUCCGUCGCGCUACCGUCCAGAAUGCGGUUACCGGCGAAUUGGAAACCGCUAAUUACCGUAUCAGCAAAUCGGCAUGGAUACGCACAGAGGAGCAUAAGAUCAUUGAAAACAUUGUACAACGAACAGAGGAUAUGACGGGUUUAGACAUGAGUGUGGCGGAGGAAUUACAGGUGGUGAAUUAUGGCAUUGGAGGCCACUAUGAGCCGCAUUUUGAUUUCGCAAGAAGGGAUGAGAUUCGUGCCUUCCAAGGGCUCAACACUGGCAAUCGUAUCGCAACGGUGUUGUUCUACAUGAGUGACGUGGAACAAGGUGGUGCCACAGUCUUUACAAACUUACGCAUUGCUUUGUCGCCCAAAAAAGGAUCAGCGGCCUUCUGGUACAACCUGCACAGGUCCGGUGAAGGUGAUUUCAGAACGCGUCAUGCGGCCUGCCCUGUUCUAACUGGCUCUAAGUGGGUCUCGAACAAAUGGAUACAUGAACGCCAACAAGAAUUUCGUCGACCUUGUGGUCUGGAACCUGACCACGGCGAAUUUGCAAUUUAAGUCCAUUUAAAGAAAAACCAGCAAGCGGAAGUAUGCGUACGAGUAUUUAAAACUUGAUAAGCAUUCAAAGUUGUUACCUAAGAGUUCUAACUUUUUGAAGUCGUACGAAGCUUUGUGUUUAUAUUUGACCGUUUACAUGUCGGCCAUAACUUUGUAUUUUCUACAUUGUUACUGCUAGAGCAUUCAAAUUGAAACUGUUAUCGGCAACUGUUUGCACAUUUAGAAACGCUAUGAAAAAAUCGACUCAGAAAUUCGGUAUGCCAUUUUGUAAAUGUCGCGUUUUUUCUAAAAUUAGUGAAAUUCAAUUUUAUAAUUGUUAAGCUCUUUUUUAUGCCACUUACAUAAGUACAUAUGUAUAUUUGUACUAUUCUGUUUGUACAUGCGUAGAUAUACAUACAUAUACAU
Messenger RNA from Rhagoletis zephyria (snowberry fruit fly), 1953 nucleotides. It is a transcript of the gene PH4alphaEFB, whose product is annotated as prolyl 4-hydroxylase subunit alpha-1. Gene Ontology annotation, cellular component: endoplasmic reticulum. Lineage: Eukaryota; Metazoa; Arthropoda; Insecta; Diptera; Tephritidae. Gene Ontology annotation, biological process: peptidyl-proline hydroxylation to 4-hydroxy-L-proline. Gene Ontology annotation, molecular function: protein binding; procollagen-proline 4-dioxygenase activity; L-ascorbic acid binding. The record is from RefSeq and is a predicted model, not a curated record.